GUGUGUUAGGUACAGUUUAAUUGUUUAAUCCGCUCAGCCGUUUGGCGGAGAUUCAUUGACAUCUUGAGGCCUAGUGCCUACUUACCCACCCAUUGGUUCCUCCCGUGGUCCAGAAAGGAAAAUAAUUAUAUAGCAUUGACUCGCAUUAUAUAAACCCCGUUUCGAAUAUAUAUAAAUAUAUAUAUAUAAAUAUUCGAGAAGAUCACCUACGUAUGUACAUCGCUGUGUGUGUACGUGUGUGCGUGUAAGACUCAUUGCAUUCCGGUUUUGGAUUAAUAUCCAAACAGCAAAAGUGCCAUAUACAUAUGUACAUAUAUACUCGUACUCGUAUAAACGUCGCUACGUCAGUGCCAAUCCCACAGAAAAAACCCCGAAAUACAUCAGUAAAUAAAAAUUAAAUAAUUGAAACAUACUACGCACAUGUGUAUGUACGAAUGAACAAUUAUUAUACAUAACAUCAGUUCCGUUCCACUGUUUUGAUAGCCGAAACUCAAAACGAACUUGCAAAAUGCUUGCAUUAACAGGUCGUUUAUUAGGAUGGUUCCACUUACUUGUGGUGUUUGUUGGCAUAUGCCUGGCAGGUGCGCAGCAGCAAUAUCCCCAACUGUCUGUUGGGACUCCCCUGGAGGCGUUGACCGCACCGACAGCUUUUGAGCAGCAAACCACCCAUAUCCAGUCGCUGCAGACCAACUUUGAUACGGAUUUGCUUCGCAAUAUUUCCCUGGGAGCACAGGAGUUUGGGCUUGAUCUGCUGCAGCGCAUAUCUGUAGAGGUGCAUAAAUCCAACAGGGACUUUAUGAUAUCACCCUUUUCCGUGUGGUCGUUGCUCGUCCUGCUGUACGAGGGCGCCAGCGGGGCCACCUACGAACAGCUGCGUCGAGCCCUGCGCAUCAAUGUUGAGGAUGAGAAGCUACGCGCCGUCUAUCAAGUGUGGAGCACGUACCUGAACACCAAAACGGCCACCAUAGAAGUGGCCUCGCUCCAGGCCGUUUACACCGACAAGGCUUUGCCCGUGAAGAGCGCCUACCGGGAUGUGGUGAAGAACUACAACGUUCAGCCGGUGGAGGUGGACUUUUAUAGUCCCAAUACUGUGCACCAGAUCAACGAGGCCUCGAACCGCACAACGCGCGGUCUCAUUCCGUACACGGUGCUGCCCCAGGAUAUCUACGGAGCCAAGAUGUUCCUGCUCUCUUCGCUGUUCUUUAAGGGCCAGUGGAAGUUCCCCUUCAAUCAGUCAGCGACUCGUAUGGAGCCGUUCUACAACGAAAACGACGAGGUAAUCACCAACAUACCCAUGAUGGUGCAGGAGGCGAACUUCUCAUAUGCCACAAAUAUCCAGGGCCUAGACGGCUACGUAUUGGAACUGCCGUAUGGCGCACAGGACAGGCUCUCAAUGAUAGUUAUACUGCCGAAGCGCGGCUUCAAGCUAAACGACGUGGCCAACAACCUGAAGGCUUUGGGUCUGUCCCCCAUCUUGCAGCGUCUGGCCGACUUUAAGCGGACAUCCUCGGAGGACAACCAGGUGGAGGUGCUAAUGCCUAAGUUCACAACCACGACGGACUUUACCCUAAAGGGAGUCCUGGGGCAGAUGGGCAUACGCGAUCUUUUCGAUGAGAAUAGCGCGAACCUUAGCCGGAUGUCGUCUGGACUAUUUGCUAAAAUCUGCAUUCACUCCACCAAAAUCAUUGUGGACGAGCAGGGCACAACCGCCGGGGCCGUGACUGCCGCUGUGCUCGCCAACAAGGCGACGCCGCCAAAGUUCCAGCUGAACAAGCCAUUCCAAUACAUGAUCGUGGAGAAAGCCACCAAUCUAAUGCUCUUUGCCGGCCAAGUGCGCAACCCGAAGGCGGUUUAGACUUAAGCGAGACUUUAUUGACAUCGUAUAGAAACAGAAACAGAAAUACUACGUUAAGGCAA
Molecule: messenger RNA, 1917 nt
Organism: Drosophila persimilis
Lineage: Eukaryota; Metazoa; Arthropoda; Insecta; Diptera; Drosophilidae
Product: serine protease inhibitor 77Ba
Exons: 5
Coding region: 509-1855 (448 amino acids)
Molecular function (GO): serine-type endopeptidase inhibitor activity
Source: RefSeq, a predicted model, not a curated record